Messenger RNA from Orbicella faveolata, 3276 nucleotides. Its product is annotated as anoctamin-4-like. Gene Ontology annotation, molecular function: protein dimerization activity; chloride channel activity. The record is from RefSeq and is a predicted model, not a curated record. Lineage: Eukaryota; Metazoa; Cnidaria; Anthozoa; Scleractinia; Merulinidae. Gene Ontology annotation, biological process: chloride transmembrane transport. Gene Ontology annotation, cellular component: plasma membrane.
AUGGAGCGAGGAUCGUAUUCAAGGUUGGACCGAGUCGACGAAAUUCAGAUCGAGUUAACUGAACAACCACGAUCCUCUCCCACGCGUGAAUCGUUCAAGACUGGCAGUGCAAAAGCAAACCAGAUUGAUUACGUGCUUGUUUACGAGAACGAAAGGGAUAUCUGUGAGCUUGAUGAAGAAUCUAUUCAAGAACGGCGAAAGCGUGCAGGAUGGAGAUAUACGUUUGAACGUUGCCUUGAAAAUAGGUUUGGAUUAGUUUUGCAGCGCAAGACGGAGGUCAUUGACGAGGAUCCAGGAAAAGAACGUCAUUUUGUACUGAUCCACGCGCCUUGGGAUGUGUUGGCACAGAACGCUGAACGGAUCAAACUGAAGGUUCCUCUUCAAGUAAACGACGUGGUAUUUACAAAUUGGCUGGAAGAUAUUAUCGGCACCUCAAGAGUUGAGAAACUGAACAGUAAAAACCCUUUAGUUGUACAUGAUUCUACUUUGGAAGAAAAGCCCAAUUUUUUUAUGGCCCCGUUUAUGGAAGAUCAUUUGAACGAAUAUGUGAACCACGAGGAUGAGGAAGGCUUUUUCAGUGGAACGGAUCGCAGCUACAUUGUUCAGAAUUUGCUUCAAAACGCACGCUUUGCAAGGGGGCCAAAUGGAGUAGGGCUACAGAAGCUUCUCCUUGAUAAGGUCUACAUCGCUGGGUACCCACUUCAUGAUGGGCCGGACUCAAGAGGUGAAGGAGAGGCUCCGAAAAAUAAUCGACAGAAGUUAAGGGAAGACUGGGCACGAUUUGGCAGAAGUCUCAAGUACCAACCGCACGAUGCCAUCAAAGAUUACUUUGGUCAUGAAAUUGGCCUGUACUUUGCCUGGCUUGGAUUCUACACCGCCAUGUUGGUUCCACUCGCAAUUUUGGGCUUACUCGUGUUUAUCUAUGGAAUGGCGUCAGCAGGUUCCCACAUUCCGGUCCGCGAUCUAUGCAAAGAAGAAAACAGAGGCCGUUGGUACAUGUGUCCGCUUUGCGACAAACAAUGCAGCUACUGGAAUCUGGCACCAGACACUUGCAUGUACGCAUACAUCACGCACUUUUUUGAUAACGAUGGAACCGUGUUUCUUGCCUUCGUGGCGUCCAUUUGGGCCACGCUGUUCCUUGAGUUUUGGAAACGUCGUCAAGCUACCCUUGCUCAGGAAUGGCACACAACAGAUUUCGAAGGAGACGAAGAACAACUUCGCCCUGAAUACAAGACAAGUUUGCCAGAUGAGCAAUUGCAGUUGUUACUGUUUAAGAGAAACCCCGAGACCGGCAAAAUAGAACCAGCGGUAUCCAAAUUUAAAACGUACCGCAGAUAUGGCACUGUCAUCGGAGUAGUUCUUUUCAUGAUUCUUCUGGUUCUUGCGGCAGCUAUUGGUGUUGUUGUCUACCGUGCGGCUGUUUUUGCCGUCUUGAGCAGCGACGACGACAACAAAGUGCAAAAACGUGCUCGCAUUAUAACAACGGCAACUGCAGCUUUUCUAAAUCUUAUAGUAAUCAUGCUUCUGACCAAAGUUUACAUCAAGCUGGCAAUCUGGCUGACUGACUGGGAAAACCCACCAACAGAGAGCGCUUAUAGAGACAGCUUUACAUGGAAAAUGUCUUCAUUUCAGUUCGUCAACAACUAUUCCGCCAUAUUUUAUAUCGCGUUCUUUAAAUCGGAUUUGAUUGUGGGGUCCCCGGGAAGGUACAGAAGAGUGUUAGGGAAGUAUCGACUGGAUGGGUGCAGUGAACAAGGAUGCUUUUUGGAACUUGCUGUUCAGCUUUUGAUCAUCAUGGUGGGAAAGCAAAUUUUCUUCAAUAUAUUCGAGAUGGCAAUGCCGUAAAAUGGCCGUGGCCGAUAUUUGAAUCUGAUAAAGAAUCGCCGAAAUAAAAAGAAUCUAGACGAUUGUCCUCAGUACGAAAAAGACUUUGAUCUGACGGCAUGUGAAAAGCACUACAUGUUCUGGGAAUAUCUGGAAAUAGUUUUGCAAUACGGCUUUGUGACCAUGUUUGUGGCUGCCUUCCCCCUCGGUCCACUGUUUGCACUCAUAAACACAAUCAUCGAGAUCCGUAUAGACGCCAUCAAGUUCCUGUGUUACUUUCGCCGACCAGACGUCGCCCGUGUCGAGGACAUAGGAGCCUGGUACGACGUUCUCGAGGCACUUACCAGGGCGUCCGUGUUGGUGAACGCAUUCAUACUGGCAUUUACUUCAGAGUUCAUCCCCAAACUCCUUUACAAGAUCAUGUACGCGCCUGAUCGCGAUUCCUCUGGAGGUGGUACGUUGAAGGGGUAUGUUAAUUCUACCCUUGCGUUCAUUGAUUUGAAGACCCUCUACUCGUGGGAAAAAGGCACACAGCCAGACAACCCGAGGGAAAACCUAAAUUACACAAGAGACUACUGCAGGUACCGCGGUUAUCAUGACAACGUCUACCCAUACGGCUACUCCAGGACGUAUUGGCAUCUCCUUACCGCUCGUCUGGCGUUCGUGUUCGUUUUUCAAUUCAUCGUGUACACCAUCACCGGUUUCAUAGCCUGGCUAGUACCCGACAGACCUGAUGAACUUCAGUUCAAAGCGGAACGAGAGAAGCAAGUCAUCAAGACGGUGUUUCAAGACAGCGAAGACUACAGUGACAUUGACGAGUACAGUGAUAACGAUGAUGACACGGAGGAAUUUGAAGAUGCCAAACAAUCCCUUCAAUCCUUUGAAACUCAAGGGUGAUACUUCGUUUCAAUUUCAGCUAAACUCCCGUCCAAACCUUAGCCGUACUUGAUACCUUAAAAUCAUGAGCGUAACAGAUUUAGUUUUGUUUCAGCUGAUGUCGGUUUCUUCUUGUCUUCAUCUUGUAAAACUGACGCGAUAGGAGCUUUUGGUCGCUUAGCUUAGCUUGUAGCCGUUGGUUGUUGUUUUUAUUUAUGCGGACUGGUCGGGAUAUUCUAAUUUUCAUUGGUUUGUUUAAAAGGACUUACAUUUGUAAGACGAUAACAAUAACCGAAUAUAAAAUGGUAAGUAUAACGAUUUUGGCUGGUUGAAUACUUUUCCUCCAUCACCCUUUGCGCGUUCAUCCUCGUUCAACUUAUCUCCUGUGAAAUAUAUUUUGCUCGCAAGGAUCAGGCGCCAUUUACAAAAUUGCAAAUCGCUGAUCCCAGAAGUCCUUUUUCCCUCCUCUCUUUUUAUCGCGGUCACGCAUGCAGGAGAUAAAUUCAGUCGGAAUGAGCUGCGAAGAGCCGACGGCAAUAAGGACUAUUAGAUUUCUGGUGGUGGUGCUAUUGCUUA